Seriola dumerili (greater amberjack) is the source of this 2607-nucleotide messenger RNA. RefSeq names its product tensin 4 (gene tns4). Bases 81 to 1856 code for a protein of 591 amino acids. The record is from RefSeq and is a predicted model, not a curated record. NCBI's taxonomy places the organism in Eukaryota, Metazoa, Chordata, Actinopteri, Carangiformes, Carangidae. Gene Ontology annotation, molecular function: protein binding. The transcript has 13 exons.
CAGCCUGAGAGUACAGCAGCACUACAGCAGCAGAAUCCUGACCAGAAGAAGAUAAGUAGAAGACUGUGAGCUCUCCUAACAUGAUGCCUACAGCUAAAGGCAUGUCCCACAUGAUUCCCAAUCACGUCCUGAGAGUGGGUCAAACUAUCCGCCUGGACUCAGCGCAGGAGACGGUCAAUCAACACCCCAGUCUCCCAAAGCCCAGUGGUGACCAUGGUGACCCUGAUCUCGACAUUUCCCUGGAUAAUCUCAACCAGCUCAUCAUGGAACUGGAUCCGACAUUUGAACCCAUCCAGGUCAACACAAGUCCGUCGUACAUCUGCCCUCCUACAGCUGACUCAUGCUCAGAUGAAGACGUCUCUGACUGCGUGUUGGUCCCAAGAGGAUGUUCUUCCAGCCCCUCGCCCACCAUGGUCGGAUCUAUGUCACCCAGUAUACCCAUCCCUGCGCACAGCAGUCUCAGCUAUGGGACCCAAGGUACGCAGGUAUUCUCCAGCUCCCCUACGAGGUCCCUGCCUCCGCUGCCAUGUGGAAGUGCUCCCCGACGAAAUCCCUCACCAAAGCAGGACAUACCCUUUUCCCAAGGAUCCCUGCGACUGUCACACCCCAACAGAAACAGUGCCACCUCACUCCUCUCCAUGUCAACAUGCUCAGACACCAGCUACAUCCUCGGCAGUAACCUGUCCUUGGCCAGUGAAGAUGACUCUCCAGAGUCCAUCUUUACCAGUAUGUCUGGCUCCUGCAGCGAUGUGUCCAGAAUGAGGCCCUUUGAUAACAGGCACAGCCCAGAAAAGCCCUUGCUGACAAAGAAAGAGCACCUGCACAGCAAAGGAGGACACAGCAGUCCUGCUUCACUCUCUGGGUCUUUGACCGACAUUCCUGUACUGCUUGUCAAUGGUGCACCUCAACCAGAUCUGUACAACCAGUCUCCUGGACCACAAAUUGACUUGAUACAGAUCAUCUCUGCGUCCAGCCCGAAGCCAGCUCCUCACAGUUUCCAUGCCCAUUUUAAUGGCAGUCAGCCCUCGAUGAAAUUCGUCAUGGACACUUCAAAGUUUUGGUUCCGUCCACAUAUCAGCAGAGCAGAAGCUGAAGCCCUAGUAAAAGACAAGGAAGCAGGCGCAUUUGUGGUCAGAGACAGCACCUCCUACAGAGGCAGUUUUGGUCUGGCCAUGAAGGUGGACCCAACACCCAACAACUUCACUGCUACUGCCUACCCAGGAGAGAGCAGUUCAGAUGUUGUGCGACACUUCCUUAUUGAAUCAUCAGCUAAAGGCGUACGUAUCAAAGGCGCUUCUCAGGAACCAUACUUUGGUAGUCUCUCAGCCCUGGUCUACCAGCACACUAUCUCGGCUUACGCUUUACCCUGCAGAUUACUGCUGCACUCCCAAGAUCUGGCCACAGCAGAAGAGAGGGUAAAUGACAAACCUGCUGAGGACAAGAGUAAAACAGCUAGCAAUUUCAUCUACUUGAAUGCUGUCCCCACUGAAAUGCUGACGGGCCCUUGUGCAGUGCAGAAGGCAGUGUCCUCAACACUUCAGAAGACCUCAGGCUCCUUCAUACCAACUGUAGUCAACCUGAAGGUGUCUUUGAAGGGUGUAACGCUGACAGAUAUCAACAGGAAGCUUUUCUUCAGACGCCAUUACCCUACUCACCUGCUUAGCUACAGUGGCGAAGAUCCAGACAAUCGACUGUGGGUAAAAGGUUGCAGUUUUGGUGCAAGGAUGUUUGGCUUUGUGGCAAAAGGCGUAGAUGCUGGCAUGGAGAAUGUAUGCCACGUCUUUGCAGAAUAUGAUCCCCUGCAACCUUGCAACAAGGUCAUCGAGGUUAUUCAGGGUGCCAUAGCCAAGCUAUAGACACACAAGGCCUGGGACAACUCAUCCAGGAUGGGUCUUUAAGGCCCUACUUAAGAUAUCUGUCUAUACUGUGCUCUAUACUUCAAGUAACCUGUUCGGUGUUGGUGGCCAUUGUGAGUGUUGCUCCUGCAGUUGUUAAACUGAGCAAGUUAUCUUAGAAGUGUUUAGGACUACCCAGCUUUGUAACAUGGUCAAGCUGAGAAGACAGUGGAAGACUGGCAUAUAUGAAGAUACACAGGACUGACAAGCAAGAAGAAAACAGACAUGGGACCAACAACAUACAGUAUGAUUAUAACUGAAUGGCACACGACUACUGUUAAAAUAAUAUCUAACCAUCUUGUAAAAACACAUCAAUAUUGAUCUCUUGCUGAAUAUAUGAAGUUGGCCAGAAAAUAAUUUCAAUGUACAAUGUUAUUGUAUAAAAUGUGAAAAACCAGCAUAGAGGUUAGCACAUGUUACAGCAGUUUAUUUGUCUUCUAUCUUAAUGUCAAAUGGUUCCUGUGUAAAUGGAGCUGUAAAUCAGCUCCUGCUGAUGCUGUAGAAUAAAGCGAUGAGGGAAUUUGAAAGUUCUGUUAAUAGACUUGAAGAAAAGCAAUAUGUCCUUUCAUUUCAAAGCAGAAACUUUGCAUAUACUCUAGUUGUACAAUUCAGAAUGUAUUUAUUAUACUGCACUGUAAACAAUUUCUUUCUAUAUAUUAAUGGAUUUGUAUUUUUUUUAAUUGUUAUUAUUAAAAAUUAGUACAUUGAACCA